AUGUCCGGCCCCACCACCGACUUACCGGAAACCAAAUCGGCAUCCCUGCCACCGACCAGAUCUUUUAUUUCAGCUCCUCAUCCACUAGAUCCACCGCUAGCGUCGUCCUCCCGCAUCUCGUUAUCUAGAUCGCUACAAAAGGAAAAUGGAGAUUCUCGUGAACAUGUCAAACAAAAAAAGAAAUUGGAGAUCUUCAGUUUUCGAUGCAUAAAGGCUUUGAUGGAGAUGCAUCCGGUGAUGUUUCCAUGGAGUAAAGGAGAUGCUCGAAGAAAAUGAAAGUUAACAUAUAGUUAAUAUUUUUUUCCUUUGCUUAAAUAUAACUUUUUUUCAUUUGUUUAGAUCGAGAUUUUUGAGGUACUUUUCUUAUUGCUUGCUGCCAUAUAUGUUCUUUACAUUUAAUGAAUUUAAUGAGUCUGACA
This is a messenger RNA of Lactuca virosa, 419 nucleotides long. Lineage: Eukaryota; Viridiplantae; Streptophyta; Magnoliopsida; Asterales; Asteraceae. The record is from the annotation of a GenBank genome assembly.